CCGGCUGCCAGCGGCCGCGCGCCCAUCCGUCGCCGGGAGUCCUGUCUUUGUUCGGGGCGCCCAGCUGACCCCAGCUGUUGCACCUGUUCCUCUUCGUGCUAGUGAGGAAUGUCUUUGAGGCAAGAUCCUAAAAGACUCUCCUUGAAUCAGUUCCAGAUAGAGGAUUAAUCUCCUCAACAACAAAGCCCAGAAUGGCCACAGCCCUGGAACCUGAGGAACAGAAUGGACUUCUGAUGAUAAAGGUAGAGGACCAUUACUCCGUUUCACAAAAGUACAGUCCUCACAGGAGAGACCUCUUCAGGCAGCGCUUCAGGAAGCUCUGCUAUCAGGAUGCACCUGGACCCCGUGAAGCUCUUACCCAGCUCUGGGAGCUUUGCCGCCAAUGGCUGAGGCCAGAGUAUUAUACCAAGGAGCAAAUUUUAGACCUGCUGGUGCUAGAACAGUUCCUGAGCAUUCUUCCCAGGGACCUGCAAGCAUGGGUGCAAGCACACCAUCCAGAGACUGGAGAGGAGGCGGUGACUGUGCUGGAGGAUCUGGAGAGAGAGCUUGAUGAACCCCGAAAGCAGGUCCCAGCCAAUUCAGAAAGACAGGAUAUACUGUUGGACAAGUUGGUCCCCUUGGAAAAGCCACAUGAGUCACUGACUGACCAGCUCCAUCCCAAGAAGACCCAGCUGGAGCAGGAAUCUAGGGAGUCCCAAAGGAAUGGUGAUAAAACCAAGACUAAGAAAGAAGAGUUGAACCAGAAGGAGGAUAUGCCCAAAGACAUGGAAUUCCUUGAGGAGAUAAACAUUAGAUUUAACAAAGAGGUUCCUCAGCAUCCUGAAUCCAGAGGUGCUAUUGAAAGUGAGGGCAGGUUAGAGUGGCAACAGAGAGAAAGAAGACGGUAUAAAUGUGAUGAAUGUGGAAAAAGUUUCAGUCAAAGCUCAGACCUUAGUAAACACAGGAGAAUUCACACUGGAGAGAAGCCCUAUAAAUGUGAUGAAUGCGGAAAAGCCUUCAAUCAACGCUCACAUCUUAUUGGACAUCACAGAGUACACACUGGAAUGAAACCCUAUAAAUGUAAAGAAUGUGGGAAAGAUUUCAGUGGACGCACAGGUCUUAUUCAGCAUCAGAGAAUCCACACAGGCUUGCUAAGAAACACUAUAAUGCUUAGAAGCUAUCCACAGUCUUUAAAGGGGAAAUGCAUGUUUCUGGUCUUAUUCUUCCUUGAAUUUAGAGAGGCUUCUAUAAUGAGAAAUGACUCUGACUGCCACAAGACUUGGAGUCCGAAGAUUGCAAAAACACAACAGACUGAUUUUCAUAUUACAGAACAUUCAAUUUAGCUAGUAGCUUUUGAAUACCUAUUAUGUACAAAAUACCGUUCUAGUCUUAGAAUUGGACAUUCUCAAUGGCUAGGUAGAGAGUAAUUUGGAGCACUGAAACAUGCUGCUAUGCUUUUUAAGUUUGGUGUUGAUUCCCAGAUUGCCAUCAGUUCCACUGCAGGUUUAAGGUGUUGGCUAGAGGGGCAAUGUUAAGAGUCAGGGAGGGAAAGAAAAAUAUGGGGCCAGGGACAGCCUGGAGUAAAGUAUGCAAGAGAAAAAAAGGCCACUGGGAUCUGGGGCAAGUGCAGGCAAAAACCAAAAGAGUCAAGAGGCCAAAAGAGAUCUAAUCAAAGCAGUUGGAAAUACUAUAGAGAAGCAGGCAAUAUCCUUGUAAAUCUGUAGAAACUCACAGAAGAAAUCAAGGAUGGUGCAACCAGUUGGAAAGACUACUGAGUUCAAGCACAGCCAGUUAUUGGUAGAGAAAAUGUAACACGUUGAACACGGUUAUCAAAUUCACUGGUUCCCAGCAGAGAGCACUCCUGGAUGGACAGCACCUGUUCUCUUAAAAGAAUUCUGAACAUGGAAAGCAGCUUCUAAGAGAGUUGUGUCAGAAGCAUAAACAUUGCUCCUCCCAUCCUUAUGGAGGGAUUCUUUUAUUUAUUUAUUUUAUUAAUAAAUUUAUUAUUUUAUUUUGAGAAAAGAACUUGUAGUUUUAAGAAGACAGUGAUUGUAAGUGGCUGCUCUAGGGAACAUGAGUGUUGGGGUGAACUGGUGAUUCUGAAUGAGAAGGAGCCAACAGCCACAAAUGGAGAGAAAAGAUGAGUGGGAGGCAAGAGGCUAUAGGAAGUAUGUGUGGGCAGUGAUGAAGGAGAAAAUGAGACAGAGGAGAAAGGAAUGGAAGGAAAAAUGAACAAACAAAAAGAACAACAAGAGCAUAGGAAAUAGACAAAAGAUUAAAUAAGGAAUGCAGAUAGAGGACAGAGAGAAGGAGACAAGUAAUCCUAAUACUACUUUGGCAUCAAUCAUAUUUGAGACAGUGGGGUCAUAUGAUACAUACAGAAGUGAACAGAUCAGCCUCUGCUCCCAAGGAGCUUGAGUCUAAUGUAAACAGCACACAUCACUUAUCUUUACUGAAUUGGGUCCACAUUCUCAUUCUGAGCGUGAACUCUUUUCAUUAAACUCGAAUCACAAAGUCUGUUGACGGUGAAAACACCUGGAAGCUUGGAAAUGCUUUGCCCCUUAGUAAUAUCACAAGGGAAUUAUACUGAGGUUGUAAAAGACGAGCUAUCUCAAUUUUUCUUACUCAGAUCCUCUAUAGCAAGAUUUCUCAGCCUUGGCUCUACUGACAUUUUGCUCCAGAUAAUUCUUUGUUGUGGAGAGCUGUCCUUUGCAUUGUAGGAUGUUUAGGAGCACCCCUGACCUCUACCCAGAUACCAAUAGCACUCCCAAUUGUGACAAGUAAAAAUGUCUCUAGACAUUGCCAAAUGUCCCCUGAGGGUGGUGGUGGUGGGGGGUGGUGGAAAAUCACCCCUGGCUGAGGACUACUGCUCUAUAGGAAAGUGAUCUGAUUUCCAUAACUGUUUCACAUCAUAUACUAUAAGAUGAUUCUAUUUAGAAAUGCUACAUGUGACAAGCACUGCUGGACCCUUUGCCUUCCCCACAUUCUGUAUCUAAAAGCCUUUGCAGUAACCAUGCUAAAGAAACAGUCUACUUUAGGAAGCCAUACCUCCCAUACUUGAAAGGGUCAGAGGAAUUUGUCUUCAAAUCUGACUUGCACAAAGGGCUGACACUGCAUUUUUGCAGCUUUCCUUCCUUCCACCAAACCACACUUCUGGUGCUACCCUCUCCUUUGCCCCUUGACCCAACCAUGAACACUGAUAUCUUACUCUUGAUCUAGAGCUGCACUAUACAAUACAGUAGCCUCUUAGACACGUGACUACUGAGCACUAGAAAUCUGGCUAGUGCAUCUGAAGAGCUAAUUAUUUUAACUUAAAUUUAAAAAUUGAUAGUUGAUUCAAUUAUUGGAAAACUUUUAAGUAUGUUUGGAACAACUUGGGUAUGUGAAUCUACUUUUUCAACUUUAAAUUUUAUGAAAUCUCAAUAUAAAGAAAGUAUUUUUAGUGAAAAUUUAGUAUCUGAAUGGAAAUAUGCUGUAAGUAUAAAAUAUACACAAGUUUUUAAAGACAAUAUAAAAAAUAUAAAAUAGUUCAUUAAUAAUUUUUAU
Messenger RNA from Choloepus didactylus (southern two-toed sloth), 3525 nucleotides. It is a transcript of the gene ZSCAN16, whose product is annotated as zinc finger and SCAN domain containing 16. The transcript is spliced from 5 exons. The coding region runs from base 192 to 1322 and encodes 376 amino acids. The record is from RefSeq and is a predicted model, not a curated record. Lineage: Eukaryota; Metazoa; Chordata; Mammalia; Pilosa; Megalonychidae.